AUGUCAAGUCAAAAACGACAAUCCACAUUAAGUAGAUUCUUCACAACAGUUAAACCUACUUCUCAAAAUACCGAAUCUACUUCAACCAAUAAUGUACCACCACCACCAUCACCACCACCACAACCACCAACUAGGAAUGAAAAAUUAUUAGAAUUUGGAUUUAAUAGAAUUGAAAGCUCCUCUACUACCAACCCCACAACUAAACCAAAAGAUAUUAAAAAACGUAAAUCAACAACAUUGAAUGUAUCUUCUGAACCAAGAAUCAAAAAAACCAUGAAAGAAAAACGACUUACACCAUUAGAGAAACAAAUUUUAGAAUUAACUGAACAACAUCAAGAUAAAAUAUUAUUAAUUCAAAUAGGUUACAAAUAUAAAGUAUUUGGUAUCAAUGCCCUUAAAGUAUCUCAAAUUUUAAAUAUCAUGUAUAUUACUAAUGAUAUUGAAGAUUCUCGAUUUCAUUAUUGUAGUAUUCCUGAUACAAGAUUACAUAUUCAUUUACAAAGAAUAUUAAAUCAUGGAUAUAAAGUUGGAAUAGUUAAACAAAUUGAAUCAUCUAUUAUUAAACAAAUUGAAAAAACUUCGAAAUCAUCUGAUGUUAUGCGUAGAGAAUUAACAAGAGUUUAUACUAAGGCAACAUAUUUUGGUGAUGAAUUGAUUGGAACUAAUAAUAAAGAAGAGAUUAAUUGGGAUUUAUUUUCAAAAUUACCAGAAUAUAUUAUUUGUAUUAAUGAAAUUUCAGAUAAAGAAUUUGCUUUUGUUGCUAUACAACCUUUAAUUGGUGAAAUUAUUUUUGAUUGUUUUAAAGAUGAUAUAAGUAGACAAGAAUUAGAAACAAGAUUAUUAUAUCUUCGACCAAUUGAAGUUAUUGUCAUUACUAAUGAAAUUACUAAAGAAAUUAGUUCUCCAACUUUAAUGACAUUAAAAUUAAUUAAUCAUAAUGCAAAUAUAAUUCAUAAAAUGGGUCAAUGUAAUUAUGAAAUAUCGGAUUAUUUAUCUAAUGAACAAUUGGUGGAAUAUUAUUCAAUCAAUUUCCCUUUAAAGAUUCAACAAUGUUUCCAAUAUUUAUUAACAUAUUUACAUGAAUUUAAAUUGACUAAUAUUUUCACCAUUCCAGAAAAUAUUACUAGUUUCCAAAAUUCAAAAAAAUAUAUGAUUUUACCUGCUAAUACAUUAAAUUCCCUUGAAAUAUUUAUUAAUUCAACUGAUCAUACUACCAAAGGAAGUCUUUUCAAUUUAUUAAACAAUACUAAAACCAUAUUUGGAUCACGACUUUUACAAAAAUGGGUUUCAAGACCACUUGUACAUAUACAAGAUAUUAAAGAUCGACAUCAAGCUAUUGAUGAUUUACAAAGUGAAUAUAAUCAUGUUGUUGAUUCUAUUUGUAAUUUUUUGAUAAAAAUCAAACAUUAUGAUUUAGAAGGAUUAUUAAGUAAAAUCCAUUAUUCUAGUAGUAAUGAUCAUGGAAGUAAUAGAGCAAGUCGGAAACAAGUAUAUUUAUUAUUAUCAUAUUUACAAGAAAUUUUAUUAUUAGUGAAAAAAUUUGAUAAAAGUAUUAAAUCAUUAAAAUUUAAAUCAUCAUUAUUAAUAAAAAUUUUUAAUGAAUUAUUAUCAAUUGCUCAAACUGAUAUUAUAAUUGAGAAUUUUUUAUCAAUGAUUGAUCUUUCAUUUUUUGAUUGUAAAGAAUCUUCAGAACAAUGUCAAAAAUUUUUUAAACGGAAUAAUUUCCAAAGUAUUGAAAUUCAAUAUAAUAAAAUUUCUCAAUAUGAAACUUUAAUUGAACAAGAAUUAGAUAUUAUACGAAAAGAACUUAAUAAUCCUAAAUUGAAAUAUGUUCAAAAAGAUGGAGAAAGAUAUCUUAUUGAAAUUAGAAAUAAUCAACGAGAUAAAAUCCCAAUUGAAAAUUAUUUAUUAAUUAAAAGUACUCAAACCAUUACUAGAUAUCGAAAUAAAUCAGUGACUAAAUAUUUAAAAUUAUUACAAUAUCAUGAAGAAAUGUUAAUUAAAACUUGUGAUGAAGAAUUUCAAAAUUUUUUAAUAAAUUUAGAUUCUCAUUAUCAAUUAUUUUAUAAAAUUAUUAAAAAUUUAUCAAUUUUUGAUUGUUUAAUAUCAUUAACUACAACAAGUUCAUUAACAAAUUAUACUCGACCAAUAAUAGUAGAAGAUUUAAUUAUUGAUGUUAAAAAAGCUCGAAAUCCUAUUAUUGAACAAAUGCGUCCUAAUUAUGUUUCUAAUGAUAUUAAUAUUGAAUAUGAUAAAAAUCGAGUAUUAAUAAUUACUGGACCUAAUAUGGGAGGUAAAUCAUCUUAUGUGAAAACUGUAGCUUUAUUAACUGUAAUGACACAAAUUGGUUGUUAUUUACCUUGUGAUAAAGCUAUUAUGGGGAUAUUUGAUUCAAUUUUUAUUAGAAUGGGAGCUAAUGAUAAUAUUUUAAAAGGUUAUUCAACAUUUAUGAUGGAAAUGUUACAAUGUAAAAAUAUAAUUCUGAUGAUGACUACUAGAUCAUUAAUUAUAUUAGAUGAAAUUGGUCGAGGUACAGGAACUAUUGAUGGAAUAGCUUUAGCUUAUUCAAUUUUAAAAUAUUUAAUUGAAUCAGAAUUUAAACCAUUAAUAUUAUUUAUUACUCAUUAUCCAUCAAUUCAUGUUUUAGAAAAAGAAUAUCCUUAUCAAGUGAUCAAUUAUCAUAUGGGAUAUCAAGAAAUUCAACAACAAAAUCAAAAUCAAAAUCAAAAUCAAAAACAAAUUGAAAUCCCUGAAAUUAUAUUUUUAUAUAAUUUAUGUCAUGGUGUAGUUAAUAAUCUGUAUGGAUUAAAUGUUGCUAAAUUGGCAGGAAUAUCUCAUGAUAUCAUAUUUCAAGCUUUUAAUAUUAGUGAACAAAUGAAAUUAGAUAUUGAAAUGAAAGAAUAUUGGAAAUUUGCUUAUAAAUUACAUAAAGUCCUUAAAAAUGAACUUGAUAUAGAUUAUUUAUUUACCUAA
This is a messenger RNA of Candida dubliniensis CD36, 2973 nucleotides long. RefSeq names its product mismatch repair protein (gene MSH3). The transcript has a single exon. Gene Ontology annotation, molecular function: ATP-dependent DNA damage sensor activity; mismatched DNA binding; ATP binding. Gene Ontology annotation, cellular component: nucleus; MutSalpha complex. Bases 1 to 2973 code for a protein of 990 amino acids. Gene Ontology annotation, biological process: mismatch repair. The record is from RefSeq and is a predicted model, not a curated record. Lineage: Eukaryota; Fungi; Ascomycota; Pichiomycetes; Serinales; Debaryomycetaceae.